AUGGAUAUUGACGAACAAAUUAUUCAAGAUUAUUCAAAUUCAAAAUUAGAUGUCGUUCAAAUUGAUGGUUUAGUUGUAUUAAAAAUCAUUAAACAAUGUAAAGAAUAUUUACCAGAAUUAGUUCCAGGUCAAUUAUUAGGUUUAGAUAUUGGUACAAGUUUAGAAGUUUCCAAUUGUUUCCCAUUCCCACCACGUGAUCAAGAAGAUGAAAAUAGUGAAUCAAUUGCAGAUUAUCAAUUAGAGAUGAUGAGAUUUUUACGUGAAGUCAAUAUCGAUUCCAACACUGUCGGUUGGUAUACACCAACUUAUCUCAAUUCAUUCUUUAAUGAAUCUGUCAUUGAAACUCAAUAUAACUAUCAAGCAACCAUCAAUCAAAAAUGUGUUGUAAUUGUUUAUGAUCCAAUUAAAACUUCACAAGGUACACUCUCCUUAAAAUGUUAUCGUUUAACUCAAUCUUUUAUGGAAUUAUUUAAAGAUCAAUCUUUUUCAAGAGAAAGAUUAGAUCAAGCAAAUUUAAGUUUUAAUGAUAUUUUUGAACAAAUUCCAAUUAAAAUUCAUAAUUCACAAUUAAUUAAUGCACUUUUAUAUGAAUUUGAUGGUGCUUCAAAUAAUUUGACAAAUAGUUUCGAUAGAUUAAACAUUAGCAAUAAUAUUUAUUUAGAAAAAGUCGUUGAAGGUAUGACCGAUUGUCUCGAAUCAUUGAAUCAAGAAUUGAAUAAAGUUUAUAUCAAUCAAAGAAAUAUUCAAACUCAAAAGACUAACUACAUUCAACAAAAGUUUUUAGAAGGUCAAAAAGUAGAUGAAGAUGAACUUGCCUCCAUGAUCAAACCACUCAAUCCACCUUCAAAAUUAACUUCCCUCUUACUCACUAAUCAAAUCAAUAACUAUACCGAUCAAAUUCACUCUUUCAGUGGAAAUAGUCUCACUAAAUUAAGUUUAUUAAAAGAUUUACAAAAAUAA
Dictyostelium discoideum AX4 is the source of this 960-nucleotide messenger RNA. It is a transcript of the gene eIF3s3, whose product is annotated as Mov34/MPN/PAD-1 family protein. NCBI's taxonomy places the organism in Eukaryota, Evosea, Eumycetozoa, Dictyosteliales, Dictyosteliaceae. The record is from RefSeq and is a predicted model, not a curated record. Bases 1 to 960 code for a protein of 319 amino acids. The transcript has 2 exons.